GUGAGCAAUCUCAGGGAGCAAAACACUAAUACAGAGAAACUUCCCUUGCCAUUGCCUUUGAUGGAGGGUAUUUUGCAUCGUGUAGUGAGCAAGAAAUAUCUGUCUGCCUUGUUCGAUGCUUAUGAUCAGAUCCGUGUUACUCCAGAGCACAUAGAUCGAAAUGCUAUGAUAUGGUUAGUAAUGCAGCAAGGUGACUGCAACGCUGUGGCCACUUCGACGUUUAUGGAUGCGUAUUUAGAUAGAACAUAU
Molecule: messenger RNA, 249 nt
Organism: Laetiporus sulphureus 93-53
Lineage: Eukaryota; Fungi; Basidiomycota; Agaricomycetes; Polyporales; Laetiporaceae
Exons: 1
Source: RefSeq, a predicted model, not a curated record